CAGCAGAUGAAUUUUUUGUAAUAAAAGAGAAAUGAUCAUAAACAUUACGUGAUAUGUAUAUAUUUCCCCUUUAUUUCUUGCUUCUUGCUUUGUUUCCUAUCAAUUUCCUCCAAAUAAAUUUAAUACUUACUUCACAUUUACUGUUAUCAAGCGUUUAUAAACAUUUGAAAGAUAAAACAUUAUUUAGUACAUUGUAUUUACUUUUAAAUGUAAUCUAUGAAAUGGUCUUGAUUAUAUCAAUGAAUCUUGAUUUUAUCUGUGAAAAAUUAUCUUACAAUGACAACACAAAUCCUAUUAUUUUGAGCCACCCAUUUUAACUGGACCCAUCACUACAAUGGCCUUUUCACUGUCUGAUGGAAAAACACAGACCCCAACCCUGUGUCAGUUCUGUGAAGAAUCACCAGAGAUUAAGUGGAAGUGUAUUAACUGUGAACUAUUUCUAUGUCAAUUGUGCAGUACAAAGAUACACAGUAAAAGCAAGGCAUCUAAGGAACAUGAAAUUAUCAGGUAUAAAUCAAUUGAAACAGAGGAUGCUGCCCCAUCAAUAGAUAAAGUUUAUCUUGAGAGCAUGGUAUGUACAAUGCAUUGUCAACAAAAGUGUUUCGUCUACUGUAAAGACUGCAGUCAGCCAGCUUGUUCAAAAUGUUUAUCUGACACUCAUAAACUACAUGAUUAUAAACCCCUGGAUGAAGCCUAUAAUGAAAUAAUCUCUGAAAAGGAAAAACUUAUAAACAAAUUGAAAUCAAACCUUCAUUUUCUCAGAAAUGCAAAGGGCAAACUGAACAAAAUACUCUCAGAUGGGAACAACAAUUUGAAAGAAACAAGGGAAGCAGUUAAACAAACAGAGAAAGAAAUGAAGGAGUCUAUUACAAAAUAUGUUGCAGACCUUUUACAAGAACUGGAAACAAAAUCAAAAUCGUCAGAAAAUAUAAUCAAAGCAGAACUUUCAACCAUGAAAAAGAAUGAGGAUAACUUGGAGGACAGAAUCAGCAAUCUUAAUCAAUCAAAGCAGUAUCAUCAACUAGCAGACAUUUUAUCUCCAUUGACAAAGUAUCCUGUCAAAAAAAUGAAACAUAAUGAGGUCAAAUUCAUUCCUAGCAAUAUGCAAGAGAAAUUAGGGAGGCAAUCAGUGCUUGGUGAUCUUUAUACAAUUCCAGACUUGGAACUGAUAGACUCUUAUCAAAGCGUUAUUCAAAAUGUGACAAACAUCCUAUUCUAUAGUGACAACUGUGCCUUUGUAGGAAGUUAUUCUAGUCAAAAACUACAAAAAAUAAUAUUUGGAAAUCAUCGUAUCAAAGUACAAAGAGAAAUUAAGAUAAAAGUAUAUGAUAUGGCUAAGACAAGGGAUGGAGAAAUACUUGUAUCAUCUGAAGAAAGUGAAAUAAAACUUCAUACCAAAGAUGGACAAUUAAAAACAUUUAAAUCUUUUUCUCCAUUGAAAACAUUAGGUAUUCAUAUCACAAAAGACCAUAAGAUAAUAAUAGGGCUGACAGAAUCUUUAAAAAUACCUGCAACAAAAGACAGUAUUAGAACACUUGUGAUUAUGAACCAAGAUUGUUACAUACAAACUACUAUUGAAUUUGAAAGUCUUUUAACAUAUCCAUACAGAAUCCAAUCUUUCAAUGAUAAGAUAUUAGUUGUAGAUAUCAUAAACACAGAAUGGGAGGGGAGGGUAGUAAUGUUAGAUGAGAGGGGGAAACUCUAUUGGACCUACAAUGGUUACAACAGUAUCAACUCUGAUCAGGAACAUUUCUAUCCAGAUGAUAUAGCAAUAACCUCUUCAGAUACAAUUUUAGUUUCUGACUGUGAAAAUCAUACUAUACAUGUAUUAAAUGCUGAUGGGAAACUUAUUGUAUGUAAGGAUGUUAAAUGCUUGGGAAUAGAAUUACCAUUAGGUCUUUGUAUUGACAAAAACCAAGUUUUAUGGAUUGGAUGUAAUACAUAUGUUAAAGAAAAAUUUAGUAAGGCUAAGAUAAAUUGUGUAAAGCUAACCUAACUUACAGGUUUUAAAAGAUCUCUUUUAUUAAUAAUAAUUUAGUAUAUUCCUUUUAAGAAAUAGCAUCUCCUGUACAUAGUUUUAAUCACUACAUCUAUUUUCUGCACUGAAUUUUGUAUAUAACUAAAAUAUUAACUUGUUUAAAUAUAUAGGCCAUGUAUGUUAUUAAUCAUCUUUAUUCAGAUGGAAGAUCAAAUCAAUGCACAAAUUUGUGUGCACACUGUACAUAGUUACAACACUGAGUAAUAAAUGUUUAUGCAAAUUUCUUUAAAUAUCAAAUAAACAUACAACUAGAUGUAUUUAUAUAAUUUACAUGCUAGAAAUUUUAGAUGCAUUUUUUGAUAUAGUCAGAGUUGUCUCCCCUACCAUGAUAGUACAAUUGGAUAAUUUCACAUUGAAUAAUUUUAAUAAAAUAAUUCUAACAGUUUUUAGAUUUGUU
Mytilus trossulus (common blue mussel) is the source of this 2435-nucleotide messenger RNA. RefSeq lists its product as uncharacterized. The record is from RefSeq and is a predicted model, not a curated record. The transcript has a single exon. Lineage: Eukaryota; Metazoa; Mollusca; Bivalvia; Mytilida; Mytilidae. The coding region runs from base 335 to 1996 and encodes 553 amino acids. Gene Ontology annotation, molecular function: protein binding; zinc ion binding.